AUGGCGAAGUCGCCCAUGGCGAUCCUGGCUCUCGGGCUAGCAGCAGUAGUCCUAUCUGGCGCCGGACUGGCAGGCGGCGAUCCCGUGGAGAGCGUCGUCACCGACGCGUUCUUCGACGGGAUCAAGUCCCGGGCCGCCGCCGACGGGUGCCCCGGCAAGAGCUUUUACACGCGCCAGUUUUUCCUGGACGGCGCCCAGGCGAACCCCGACUUCGGGGAAGGCGGCACCAGCGACGACGGCAAGAGGGAGAUAGCCGCCUUCUUCGCCCAUUUCACCCACGAGACUGGAUACAUGUGCUACAUCGAGGAGAAGGACGGGGCGAGCCAGAACUACUGCGACACGAAUUACCCGCUGUGGCCGUGUACCUCGGGGAGGGCGUACUACGGGCGCGGGCCGCUGCAGCUGACGUGGAACUACAACUACGGGGCGGCGGGGCAGAAGCUCGGCUUCAACGGGCUCGACAACCCGGAGAAGGUGGCGCAGGACCCGGCGUUGACGUUCCAGGCGGCGUUCUGGUUCUGGAUGACCAACGUGCAUCAGGUCGUGCCGCAGGGGUUCGGCGAGACCACCAGGAAAAUCAACAGUGGCGAGUGCAACGGCGGGAACGCGCCGGCGAUGAACGCGCGGGCGAACUACUACGUGGAGUACUGCAAGCAGUUCGGGGUCGACCCGGGGAACAACCUCACUUGCUAG
Messenger RNA from Triticum turgidum subsp. durum (durum wheat), 693 nucleotides. NCBI's taxonomy places the organism in Eukaryota, Viridiplantae, Streptophyta, Magnoliopsida, Poales, Poaceae. The record is from the annotation of a GenBank genome assembly.